Moneuplotes crassus is the source of this 2520-nucleotide messenger RNA. Lineage: Eukaryota; Ciliophora; Spirotrichea; Euplotida; Euplotidae. The record is from the annotation of a GenBank genome assembly.
AAAUUUAAAUGUCAAGUCUUCCUAGAGAAGUUAUCAAAUGGGUGCAAAGUCUCAGCCUCUCCUUUAGUGUGAAAAACCCAAAGAGAGCCUUCAAUAACGGAUUUCUAAUAGCAGAGAUCUUUUCAAGGUACUUUCCAGCAGAUAUACAAAUGUUCUCUUUUGAUUACGGAGAAGGUAUGAAGAGUAAGAGAGAUAACUGGAACCAACUCAUUGAAUUCUUUAAAAGAAGAGGUCUCCCUAUUGUGAUUAAAGAUAUAGACUCCUUGAUCAAUAAUGAUAAUAACUCAACUAUUGAGUUUGUUAAGCAGGUUUACACCCUAUUGACUGAAAGAGCACUCAUGCCACCUAUAAAGGUCUACGAUACAGAUGCUCAAGAGCAGCAGAGUUUAUUACUUAAAGAAAGAGAAAUGGUUAAGUUGCCUAGAAAUGAUCUGGAUGUAUUUGAUCCAGAUCAAGAGGACACAAAACAAGAGCAAUCUAUCAUGAAGGAAAGUACUUCAAGAAGUCCUCAGAAAUCUCUUGCGAUUACAAAGGGACCACAAAGGACCAUUCCUCAGACUCUAGAGCUUGAUUCUUACAAGGCAGUUGAAGUAAAGGACAUCCAGAUUAAGGCCAUCAAUCAGAGUGUUGCUCAGAUUCGUGCUCAUAAGGAACUCAAUAGCUUGCAUUCACAAAAUGCAAAGAUGCAGAAUUCUGAGAACCAAAGUCAGAUGAAUAUGUCCCAGAAUGGGUCUCAAAACUUUUUGGGUGCGGGAGAUGGUGCCUCAAGAAUUCUUUCACCAGAGACUAUGAGAGAGGAAAGACAAAUAAAGAAGAGCAUUACAGACAUCCUUCAUGAAAUAAUCUUGGCUAAGAAUGAAAAUGAUGAAAACAAUGAGUUCUCGGCAAUAAGGGUUGAAGGAGAUAUGGUCACUGCCUUCUUUGACAAUAUCGAUAAAUUCUCAGAUGAAUUUGUAAUCGGAUUUAUCCAAGAAAUGGAAGCUGACCUCGAUCAUCUAACCAGUACUUUGUACCAAAGUGUGAAUGAUCUUUCAGCUUUUUAUAGUUACAUAAUCAUUAUGCUAAAGAGGCUACAUGAGUUAUCUCCAAGCUUUGCUGCUACUCUGGCAUUCAGCAAGCAAUUGGCCAACCGUAUUGUUGAGGAUUCAGAUAGUCCACAAGAAGAAUUUCAGAGUUUUUUCCUAUUCCAUCUACUAAAAGCAUAUUUACAAAUUGCUAAAAUAGAGAUCAACAAGAGAGCCUCUGUGGCUGAGUUGAUCUAUGCCCACUCCUCUCAUGAUCUAUCCCUAAGGAUUAAGGUAGUACAGGAUCUCAAAUCUCGAAUCAAGGAUGAAGACUUUAUGUACAGAAUGUUAUCAUACCUUGUGGAUCAAGAAGAAACAUUUAAUGAAGACUGGUUUGACUCUUUCUACUUCUCAGCACUUGUUGGGCUAAGUAGGUCAAGGCCUUCCAUUAGAGUAUUCUCUUUGAAGAUCAUUAAUACAAUCUGUCGUCACCAUGCUGAUGGGAUUCUUGAUGUAACACAGAAGAUCAAAGGGCUAGCAAAAUCAAACCAUUGGGAAAUUAAAGCACAAUGCUUAUUGUUCUCUUGAAAUAUUUUAAAAUACUUAAGGAAAUACAGCUACUUGCUGAAGUCAUCAAAAGAUGAUACCUCAGGAGGAAACAAGGAUGCCCAACAGAUCAAUGUAAAUGCACCAGGGAAGGAUCUUAACAUCGACAGAAACUAUGCUAAGCAGCUGAUCAGUGAUAAUUUAGACAUUAUUAACCUGUGUUUUAAUCCUUAUGCUCCCAGAAGUGUCCAGAAGUUAGGCAUCUACGAACUCCAAUCAGUGCUGAACGAUUUCAAAGUUCUGUACAGACCUUAUGUUGAGACUUUCCUUGGCCUUGAUCCUGAAAACAAAAUGAUUGUUCUAGGCCAAGAUGAAAAUAUGAUAGGGAAAGAAUUUUACCUUUCUCUAGCAUCUAAUUCUGAUGAGUACAAAGUAGUAAAUAAUCCAGAUUGACUCGACAGAGUCAAUGUGGCAAGAGCCCUCGCUGAUUAUAUUAUUGAGAAUGAGCUAGAAAGUCUUGAAGGAAUUCAUAUGGAACUUAUUCUUUUUGCCACAGAACAACAAAUGGUACCAAAAACUCAUGAUAGUUGGUUCAAAAUUUUCCAAAAGCUCAAGGAAUAUCUAUUUGUAGCUAUAUGCGACCAAGACAUCUACAUUGAAGCUCUAAGAGUAUUAUUCGAGAGAUUCUUCAGUACAGAUCAGCUCAAGUUCUUGAUCUUUGAGGAAUCAAUGAAAACUUUCCCAAAGACUUUGGAUGUUCUUUACUCAAAUGAAUUUGAUGCUUGUAAAGAAGAAUUUAAAAGAAUUGCUGAAGAAAUCAUUAACACCAAUGAGGACCCAACCUUAGUUAAUUGGCUGAAGUCAGUAAUCAUCAAUUUUAAGGAGAAUUACACUCAGGCUUAUCAAGAGAGUAACAUCACUGAACUGGGAGAAAGGAUUUCUAGCUAAAUUUCAAAUUUACAGAAAUUAA